Messenger RNA from Armigeres subalbatus, 788 nucleotides. It is a transcript of the gene ND-18, whose product is annotated as NADH dehydrogenase [ubiquinone] iron-sulfur protein 4, mitochondrial. The coding region runs from base 91 to 675 and encodes 194 amino acids. Gene Ontology annotation, biological process: electron transport chain. The transcript has 4 exons. The record is from RefSeq and is a predicted model, not a curated record. Lineage: Eukaryota; Metazoa; Arthropoda; Insecta; Diptera; Culicidae.
GUUUCUCGACGAAGAACCUCGACUCGAGUUUUCCAUCUGAUUCUGAAUCGAAGACUAUCCUAAUUUAUUUGGGCGAUUUCCUCCGAUAAAAUGAGUUUAAUUCUCCGGUCCUUGUCCCGCGCGGCUACAAACCAGUGUUCCCGAGAAAUGUUGUGUUGCUUCAGGACAAGAGCAUCGUUUUCCACAUCGUCGGUUGCACUGAAGGAUCCUCGUCAGCAGAAGGAAGCACCAAUCGUAGAUGCCGAACUAAUCAUUGCCGACGAUGUUGCGCAGCGUGAGCGAGAAAAGCUGGCUAGCACCAUAGCCGUUCCCACCAAGGUCGAUUUGAGCCCGAUUUCUGGUGUCCCGGAAGAGCAUGUGAAGGAACGUCGCGUACGUAUCUUCAUGCCAGCCAAGAAUGCCAUGCAAAGUGGAACGGACAACCUUCACCACUGGACCAUUGAGUUUGAUAACCGCGAACGCUGGGAAAACCCACUGAUGGGAUGGUCAUCGUCCGGUGAUCCGCUGUCGAACAUGCGAGUGGAUUUCGGUUCAUCAGAGGAAGCCAUCAACCAUUGCGAGCGAAACGGUUGGAGAUGGUUCAUUGAUAAUCCGGAGGUACCCCAGAAGCACCGCGUCAAGAACUACGGCAUCAACUUCGCGUGGAACAAGCGCACCCGUGUGUCGACCAAGUAAGUCCAAGGAUAUUAGAUGCGAAAUUUCGACGUCUUGUUAGAUUGUUUGUGUAAAAAUAUAAAUCGGAUCGAUCCUAGUUGGUUCGUGAACAAUAACAGAUCGAAAAGGUGAAA